AUGCACCGAACACCAGAACCAGGCAUGGCUGGGAAGCCGUUCCGGGCCACCUUUAUCUGGGGCAGCAUCAUCUCCAAUCUCCAGACUCGCGUGGAGGUUAAGCGCCGGCGCCACAACCUAAAGUCCUACCAGGACUGUUUCCUGGGCUCAGAGGCCGUGGACGUGGUGCUGACACACAUCACCCUGAACCGUUUCUUUGGCGAUGGGGUGCCCCGCUACAAGGCUGUCCGUCUCUGUCAGGCCCUGAUGGACUCCAGGGUGUUUGAGCCAGUGGGCAUUAAAGUAUUUGGCAGGGAAAAGAAGCCAGCCACAUUCGAGGACAGUAGUUGCAGUUUGUACAGGUUCCUCAGCCCAACAAACAGCUCCUCAUCACCGCUGGCCAACGCCAACUCCACUAGCACCAUCGAGUGCGGCUACGACUCACCAGGCAUGAACAGGAACGAGAGCGGCUACAGUUCAUCAGAUGAAAGACAAGCCGCGCUGAGCUACUCCACCCAUUCCCCUGUGAAAACAGACAAAUCACUGGAGGACGUGCUCGGAAACCUCAACCUGAGCACUUCCAUCACCCCUCAAAUGAUCAACCUCGGCCUCUCACAAGAGCUUGUGGAUGAGGUGUGGCACCAGCAGGCUGUGUUCAGGCUGUUGCAGCUGAUAGAGCUCCCCCUGUUGGAGAAGCUGUUAGAGGGUAAAGACACAUCACAGGCUCCCCUGCAUGGCAUGGACAGUGACCCGGACCUGUUGUACACAUCAAGCUACCUAGACCGAGAGGUCCUCAAGGCCUUCAGUGAAGCACAGGCUGAUGAGUGGAUGUCAGGAGCGGUUGACUGUUUAGAGUUUCUUCCUGAUGAACGGGUGGUGGAGGUCAGCCGAGUUUUGUCCGGUUGUGCUGACGACCUGCCCCGGUGUAAGAGUCUGCUCUAUGACAUCCUGGCUCAGCAUUACGGACACUCUCAACAGCCACCUCUGCUCAGCAAUCACAUUUUCGACAUCCACUCUGGCAUCUCGGAGCUACUCGUGAACGGCAAGCAAGAGCAAGCUCUAGAGUCCCUGCAGCUCAGCCUGAAGCUGCAAGACUCUCGCAGCAGGGAGGAGCUACGCAGGCUCCUGAGAUUCAUGUCUGUUGCAGCCAAAUCACAGGAGGUCAAGCUGCAUAAAGAGAUUGAGAACAGAAUGGCGGUGAAAAGGUCUUUCUCAAGUGCCAUCGUCUACAGCAAAAGACUCUCCAAAGGAAAGGUGGACUUGAUGGUUUUGUUCAUGAUGGAUAACCAUUGCGAUCUGUUCAAAAUCCCGGUUUCAUUACACAAGAUGGUGAGUGACAGAAUGAUGAAUAUUGUGAAAGGAAAGGAUCCAGAAGUGUUAACAGGAUCAACGUACUGCACCAGAGUGAGCUCUAAGGCAUACUCGGAAAACGCAGAAAAAACUACUAAAGACGAACUUUGGUCCUUACUCCAGAGAGUCCAUGAGAACCCGAAACUCUCCGAUAAAGAAAAGAGACGGCUGCUGGGACAGUUUUAUAAAGGCCACCCAGAGAUUUUUGUUCAGUACUUUGGAAAUAGAUUGUCCAGUAUCAAUGUGUUGCUACAGUGA
Anoplopoma fimbria (sablefish) is the source of this 1587-nucleotide messenger RNA. RefSeq names its product DEP domain containing 7, paralog a (gene depdc7a). Gene Ontology annotation, biological process: intracellular signal transduction. NCBI's taxonomy places the organism in Eukaryota, Metazoa, Chordata, Actinopteri, Perciformes, Anoplopomatidae. The record is from RefSeq and is a predicted model, not a curated record.